This is a messenger RNA of Baudoinia panamericana UAMH 10762, 2340 nucleotides long. RefSeq lists its product as uncharacterized. Bases 120 to 2246 code for a protein of 708 amino acids. The transcript has a single exon. Lineage: Eukaryota; Fungi; Ascomycota; Dothideomycetes; Mycosphaerellales; Teratosphaeriaceae. The record is from RefSeq and is a predicted model, not a curated record.
UUCCAUAACCACCUUCACGCCGUUCACCUGACACUGGUCGCCUCAUCACUACCGUCCAUACAACACCCUCUCUACAGUCACGUCUGCUCCUGCCUCAUAAACCUCUACGCUGUUCCGUUAUGGAGCGUUCUGAUCAUGCGAACCUGGAAAUCGCUAACGUGACUGAAGGGCAGUAUCCGCCGACACACACCCCGGAGACAUCGCCAUCGGAGCGUGGGAACAGCGUCACCACUCCGCCCCGCCUGGCUGCUUUCACCUUCCCAACCUUAAGCCCUGACGGCUCGGUCGACAACAUCUCUACGCUCCCGACUCGCACGUCGUACCACACCCCGCCAGCUGCUCUGAGCUCUCUCGCCAUGCGUCUGAAGUCCGUCGACGAUGAUCAAGCGUCGGAAGCAUCGUCGUUUGCAGAUCAUCAGUAUGAUAUGCUUGACGACCUGUCAGAGCUCUCAAGUGACGGUCAGGACACAGCCAGUCUAGGGUCUGCAGGUCACACUGACAGUGACGACGGUCAAUUCACGCCGGAGGGCAACGACACCACCAGGGACCAAACCGACGAUGAGCAGCGUGCGGACGUGGAAACUGCCCUUGCCGAGUCUGCAGUCUUCGUAGAAAGCUCCGACUCCACUUCACAGCAAACCCCUCCUGGGAAGGCCACAAGUUAUGAGAUUGAUUCGUCACAGGACCACGUCAAAUGGCUUAGCGAUCAUAUAGACUCUGAGCUCUCAGAAACUCCCACACAAUCAACGAUCCAAGCCUGGCAACCGCUCGGCUCUGCGAACAAGAAUAUCUCAGGCUCCGCGAGAGUAUCAUCAUCAUCGUCGCCUAACAGCGUGCUAAGCCCGCUGAAGUGGGCCGAUAUGGUUGGUGAACCGCAGAUCCAGAAGCCGUCAAUGCUGAAGUCGUGGAUGCUGGCCAGUGCGGGCAAGACUGCGUACGCUCUACUUAUCAGCACGAUUGUCGUCUUCCUUUUGCAGGCCGUCUUCAAGCGGAUCGAGCUAUCGCGAGGGCUUUUCCUCGCCCAGGUCGACAUCCAAGCACAGAACCGAGAGACAUUGGCUCGCUGUCUCAUCCGUACUUUCAACCGCACCGACAUCACCAAGACGGUUAACAUCAGUCACCUCCUUCCUAUGCCCACUGCGAUGUCUCAAGACAUCUUCGGCAAGCCGCUGUACAUUUUACCAGAUGAAGUGUACACAGCAGCAGCGGCGCCAAACCACCUAAUCGUGUCGCUGCCAAGCAGGUCCCGAUUCAGGGGUCCUCGUAAGCUGGAGUCCGUCCGUACCUUUACAGCCAAGCGAGAAGUCACCAACACUUUCACGAAGGUCAUGGACGGCAUCUACAAUGUCAUGGUCGAUCCCGCAGAGGCGCACGGCAUUGUUAGCUUCGAAGCGCAAAUGGCGUGCCCGCAGGGUCCCUUCUCUGUGCAGCACGACUUCGGGAGAAAGAUGCUUCAACGUCAGACCUACGAGAAGGUUCGCAGAGAUCUGAGCAAAUCCGUCAGCAAGGAGGUAACCGAGGCGCGGAAGCAUGCUGCGUCUUUACAGGAGCUAUUCCAGUCUGAGUUCGCCGCGGGUGCUGCUGCAACAAGAAACGUCACAACAGCGCUGGCAUUGCAGAUGACACGUGAGCUGCAGGUCUUUGUCGGGACCGCGACCUCUGUUCUCAACAAGCUCAACGACAUGGGUAAUCGCAGCAUGGUAGCUCUCAGCAAAGACCUAGCAUCCGUUCAAAGCGACAUAGCCGGUCUUGGCAAGGCUAUGGGACGGUCGUUGCAAGUAUCGAAGGAAGCCGCGUCCAAGAAGAUGGGCUCGAGUCUCAAGGUCUCACGUGAGCGUGCGCUGAAGCUCAAGGACAGAAUCUUCGAUUCUAAAAAGGACAGCACGAGCACGUCCAGCUCGACUGCGCUUUCACGCUUUCGGAGCCCCAUUGACGCCGCCAGGAUUGCAAACAAGUUCGAAGGGCUGUCCUACCUUCGGCCCAAGCCAAAAGUGAACUCGCUGUCGAUGGUCACUGGGCAAGAUUUGAGAACACAUGAGCCGGCGAGCAACAAGCCGUCUCUGGGUGAUGCCAGCCGUCGCAAGACAGCACGCGAAGCCAACGGAGCGAAGAUUGCAGCCCUGCCCGUCGGUAAGGAGAGGGUCAAGCACGCCGAAGACAAUUCACCGAACCCGGGUAAGAAGUCCACGAACGAGGUCAAGAGGGCAGGGGAGGGACCGAAGGUCGCGCCAAUAGUUGUUCUGUGAUGCAGGUCUGUGCGUGGUAUGGCGCAUUGGCGCUAUUCCAUGACUAACGUCGGUUUAUGAUGAUGACCUUCAACUUGGGACAAGAUGGGUCAAG